GCUCCCGGCCCACCUCCGCUCAGCCCCGCCCAGCGCAGACCAGCGAGCCCGGUGCGAUGGAGGGCCGAGUGCAGCUGAUUAAGGCCCUCUUGGCCUUACCCCUCAGGCACCGGAGGCGUCGGUGGAGGAACCCGAUUCCCUUCCCCGAGACGUUCGACGGCGACACCGACCGGCUCCCGGAGUUUAUCGUGCAGACGGGCGCCUACAUGUUGGUGGACGACACCCUGUUCUCCAGCGAUGCCCUGAAGGUGACGUUCCUCAUCACCCGCCUCACGGGGCCUGCCCUGCAGUGGGUGAUCCCCUACAUCAGGAAGGAGAGCCCCCUGCUCAAUGAUUACCGGGGCUUCCUGGCCGAGAUGAAGCGGGUCUUUGGAUGGGUGGAGGACGAGGACUUCUAGGCCAGGAGACCCUCGGGCCUGGGGACAGGUGCUCUCGGGGGAGGGUCCCCGCGCCGGUGGCUGCCGCCCAGACCGCCACAGGCGUCCUCCCUCCGCGCCUCCCCGUCCCCGUGUUCCAGUGGCGGUGAUCUCCCCCGCGCUCCUGUUCCCUCCCGCGUAGUGCUUGCCUUUGUUCCAGGAAUAGCGCCCCAGGUUCCUGCUGCAGCUGGGCCUGGCUCCGGAGCGCGCCGCCGCCCUCUCCCGCCAGCCCGGCCCCUCCCGCGCGGACUUGGACUCUGUCCUGGGCUCCAGCUGCGAGCUGGGCUCCCGUUACAC
This is a messenger RNA of Myotis brandtii (Brandt's bat), 713 nucleotides long. Its product is annotated as protein FAM127-like. The transcript has a single exon. NCBI's taxonomy places the organism in Eukaryota, Metazoa, Chordata, Mammalia, Chiroptera, Vespertilionidae. Bases 57 to 398 code for a protein of 113 amino acids. The record is from RefSeq and is a predicted model, not a curated record.